AUGCAGAUGCUUCCGAAAUCGCACCGAUAUUUUGCUGUACCUAGUUUUCAAUGCCGAGCAGCAGCUUUACGAUAUCCGCCUGCACCGGCAAGAGGAUUCCAUAGUACAAAGAGCAACGUUCAGAAUCUCAUGGUCAACGAGACUACACGUGUCAUCUACCAAGGCUUUACAGGGAAAACUGCAACCAACAAUGCAAGAGAUGCCAUCGCGUACGGAACAAACAUUGUAGGCGGAGUUUCGCCCAAGAAAGGAGGCACAACUAAUCUCGAUCUGCCUGUGUUCGCCACUGUUCGUGGGGCAGCCCAAUCGGUUCGCCCUAAUGCGAGUCUGGUUCACGUCCCUGCCUCGUUCGCUGCAGGUGCGAUAGAGGAGGCAAUUGAGGCCGAGAUCCCUCUCAUUGUCGCCAUUGUCGAACACAUUCCUGUACAUGAUAUGCUCCGAGUCCACGAGAUACUGAGAACGCAGAGUAAAUCGCGACUCAAAGGCCCAAACACACCAGGAAUUCUAGCUCCUGGAAAAUGCCGCAUUGGCAUUAUUCCGGCCGACCAGUGUGCUCCAGGCAAGGUUGGCAUCAUCUCACGAAGCGGCACCAUGAUCUACGAAGCAAUUGGCGCAACCAUGAGAGCCGGGCAAGUUCAAAGCCUUGUCCUUGGUCUGGGAGGCGACUCCAUGCCAGGUACCACUAUGAAAGAAGCUCUCGAGGUGCUGCUACAUGAUUCGGCUACAGAGACGAUUAUCCUCAUCGGAGAAAUCGGAGGUUCAGCUGAGGUCGAAGCAGCUGAGCUUCUCAAGAGCUUCCGCGCUGAGAACGGCAUGUUCAAACCCGUCAUCAGUAUCAUUUCAGGACGAACAGCUCCGCCUGGGCGCGCUAUGGGUCACGCGAGAGUACUGCAGGACUCUGGGGCUCGUGUUUUAGAUCAUCCUGGGUUGCUGGAGAAUGAGCUUCGAGCUAUUUUCUCAUGA
Molecule: messenger RNA, 963 nt
Organism: Fusarium graminearum PH-1
Lineage: Eukaryota; Fungi; Ascomycota; Sordariomycetes; Hypocreales; Nectriaceae
Exons: 3
Coding region: 1-963 (320 amino acids)
Biological process (GO): tricarboxylic acid cycle
Cellular component (GO): succinate-CoA ligase complex (ADP-forming); mitochondrion
Molecular function (GO): succinate-CoA ligase (ADP-forming) activity; succinate-CoA ligase (GDP-forming) activity
Source: RefSeq, a predicted model, not a curated record